CUUCGUUCUCAGUUUAGAGACUUCCCUCCCCAGUUGAAGCCAUGCCAGUUAGCUUUUCUCACUGCAGACUGAGGUAAGGCUAUACACACAUCUUCUACUGUAUAACAUCUUUACUUCAAUCCCACAAAGACAUAACUUUACUUCAAUUCAAACUUUGUUUGAUCACUGAAUAGUUAAAUUUGGAUUGUAAUUCAGUUUCUGUCUAUUCACUUCAGUUGAAAUGAUCCCACUGCUCAGAAGAAAACAACCCUUCAAACCAAUCCUAACAAACCCUAAAACCCUACGAUUUCUGUCCACACCCAUCUACUCUAAACCUCCCCAAACCCCUAAAACCCCAUGUAGGGUUUCACAACUUAGACCCUUUUCGACCCAAUCCACUAAAUUCCCCGAAUACGAAAUGCCAUCGGUCACAUGGGGUGUAGUCCAAGGCCGUAGAGAAAAACUCGUCUCCAGGGUCAUAAUUUGUGACUAUUUGAAGAGUGUAGGUAUAAUCCCCGAUGAGUUAGAGAAUCUUGAAUUACCCUCCACUGUUGAAGUCAUGCGGGAACGUGUUGAGUUCUUGCAAAAACUAGGCCUGACUGUCGAUGAUAUUAAUGAAUAUCCAUUAAUGCUUGGUUGUAGUGUGCGGAAGAACUUGAUUCCUGUGAUGGGUUAUUUAGAAAAGAUUGGAAUUCAAAGGUCAAAACUCGGGGAGUUUAUAAAGAAUUACCCACAAUGCCUUCAUGCAAGUGUUGUGGUUGAGCUUGUCCCGGUUAUUAAGUUUCUUCGAGGGCUUGAUGUGGAGAGACAAGAUAUGGGUUAUGUGUUGAUGAAGUAUCCGGAGUUACUAGGGUUUAAGCUUGAAGGGACAAUGAGUACUUCGGUAGCAUAUCUUGUUAGUAUUGGGGUUAAUCCGAGGGAUAUUGGACCAAUGGUAACACAAUAUCCAUAUUUUUUGGGGAUGAGGGUUGGGACAAUGAUUAAACCACUUGUGGAUUACUUGGUUUCUUUGGGUUUACCAAAGAAAGUGUUGGUGAGGAUGUUUGAGAAGAGGGCCUAUAUACUUGGGUAUGAUCUUGAAGAGACAGUUAAACCGAAUGUGGAUUGCUUGGUCAGUUUUGGGAUUCGGAGGGAAGCGCUUGCUUCAGUUAUUGCACAGUAUCCACAAAUUAUUGGACUUCCUUUGAAAGCUAAAUUGUCUUCGCAGCAAUAUUUCUUCAACUUGAAGCUGAAAAUUGACCCUGAAGGGUUUGCUCGUGUUAUCGAGAUGAUGCCCCAGAUUGUGAGCCUUAACCAACAUGUGAUCAUGAAACCUGUUGAGUUCCUUCUUGGACGGGGUAUCCCAGCCGGGGAUGUGUCAAAGAUGAUUGUGAAAUGCCCCCAGUUAGUUGCUCUUCAAGUAGGGCUUAUGAAAAACAGUUAUUACUUCUAUAAGAGUGAAAUGGGGAGGCCAAUAAAAGAGCUUGUGGAGUUCCCAGAAUACUUCACUUAUAGCUUGGAAUCAAGGAUCAAACCCAGGUACCAGAGGUUACAAAGCAAGGGAAUUAGGUGUUCCCUUGCUUGGUUCCUUAACUGUAGUGACCAGCGAUUUGAAGAGAGAUUGCAGGCUGAUUAUAUUGAAACAGAGAGUGCUGGUCCAUCAUUUCUUAUGGGUGGAAAGUUGGAGUUACCGGGAAGUGAGAUUGUAUCUGAAGAGGAAGAGGACAGUGAUGAUGAGAUACUUUACAGGCGGACUGUUUCCCUGUAGCAAAAGUUGUUUGUCACGAUAUUUAAUCAUUCCUAACUUAUAAAUGCUAUCAAAGGUGUUUCUUUUUACUGAUUUACUUUGCAGUGUUCCCUUUGAAUUUUAUUUGUGAUUCCAUGAUGCAUAAAAGCUCAAAGUUCUUUUUUUGGGUCAGUAAAGCUCAGAGUUCUGUGGCAUCUACAUUUCCUAUAAUUAUUGUAGAAAUGAAUGAUUUUUGAGUGAAG
Ilex paraguariensis (yerba mate) is the source of this 1947-nucleotide messenger RNA. Lineage: Eukaryota; Viridiplantae; Streptophyta; Magnoliopsida; Aquifoliales; Aquifoliaceae. The record is from the annotation of a GenBank genome assembly.